AUGCGUCAGAAGAGGGCGAAGGCUUAUAAAAAGCAGAUGACUGUGUAUAAUCACACAUUCAAGUUUCGGCAGCCAUAUCAAGUGAUUGUCGAUGACCUUAUUGUAUUAGAAUCGAGUAAAAGCUCAUUUGAUCUAGCUAAGGGGUUGAAGCGAACUCUGCAAGCUGAAGUGAAACCAAUGAUUACUCAGUGCUGUAUGCAAAAGCUUUAUGAAGCGAAGAAUCAAGAAGCCAUUUCGCAAGCGAAGAACUACGAGAGACGUCGUUGUAACCAUUUCAAAGAAACAAAAGAACCUAUUGAAUGUAUCAGAAGCAUUGUAGAUAUAAAAGGAACGAACCAGCAUAGAUAUGUUGUUGCCACACAAGAUAUUAAUAUUAGAAGAAAACUAAGAAGCAUACCAGGAGUACCCCUAGUGUACAUUAAUAGAGCAGUUAUGGUUAUGGAGCCUUUGAGUACUGCUAGUGCAAAGGCUAGUAACCAGAAAGAGCAAGAAAAGCUUGUUCAAGGAUUAAAUGAUCCAAACUACGCUUCGGUAGUAAAAGAAAAUACCUCAGAGAACACUCCUGCGCCAGUGAAGAAGAGGGGCCCUAAACAGCCAAAUCCAUUGAGUGUAAAGAAAAGACGAUUAGUAAAAGAUGAAAAAAAACCAGAGGAUAAAGUGAAGCAUAAAAGAAAAAGGCAGCGCAGAAAACCCACUUCAGCGGCUUCAAACCCUUCAGAAGACCAACCUAUUGCAGAAAAUUAA
Molecule: messenger RNA, 744 nt
Organism: Eremothecium sinecaudum
Lineage: Eukaryota; Fungi; Ascomycota; Saccharomycetes; Saccharomycetales; Saccharomycetaceae
Gene: UTP23
Product: rRNA-binding ribosome biosynthesis protein UTP23
Exons: 1
Coding region: 1-744 (247 amino acids)
Cellular component (GO): small-subunit processome; nucleolus
Molecular function (GO): small ribosomal subunit rRNA binding
Source: RefSeq, a predicted model, not a curated record